Molecule: messenger RNA, 2047 nt
Organism: Microcebus murinus (gray mouse lemur)
Lineage: Eukaryota; Metazoa; Chordata; Mammalia; Primates; Cheirogaleidae
Gene: TMEM35A
Product: transmembrane protein 35A
Biological process (GO): positive regulation of protein localization to cell surface; chaperone-mediated protein complex assembly
Cellular component (GO): endoplasmic reticulum
Molecular function (GO): acetylcholine receptor regulator activity
Source: RefSeq, a predicted model, not a curated record
CAAUUUUUCUCUCGAGCUCCCUCCUCUCCCUUUGUCAUUCUAGCUGGCUGCAGCCUCCGCAGCGUCCCUCCAGCUCUCCCUGUGCUAAUUGCUUGCGCCUUAGACAGAUCGGGUGCGCAAAGCAGAAGGAUUAGUUGGGACCUGCCUUGGUGACUCCAUGGCAUCCCCCAGAACCGUAACUAUCGUGGCCCUUUCAGUGGCCCUGGGACUCUUCUUUGUUUUCAUGGGGACCAUCAAGUUGACCCCCAGGCUCAGCAAGGAUGCCUACAGUGAGAUGAAACGUGCUUACAAGAGCUAUGUCCGAGCCCUCCCUCUGCUGAAGAAAAUGGGGAUCAAUUCCAUUCUCCUCCGAAAAAGCAUUGGUGCCCUUGAGGUGGCCUGCGGCAUCGUCAUGACACUUGUGCCUGGGCGUCCCAAAGACGUGGCCAACUUCUUCCUGCUCUUGCUGGUGUUGGCUGUGCUCUUUUUCCACCAGCUGGUCGGUGAUCCUCUCAAACGCUAUGCCCAUGCGCUGGUGUUUGGAAUCCUGCUCACCUGCCGCCUGCUAAUUGCCCGCAAGCCUGAAGACCGAUCUUCUGAGAAGAAGCCCUUGCCCGGAAGUGCCGAGGAGCAACCUUCCUUAUAUGAGAAGGCCCCUCAGGGCAAAGUGAAGGUGUCAUAGAAAAGUGGAAGUGCAAAAAGUGGACCUUCCAGGCAGUUGCCUCCAUGUCAGUGUGUGUUUUUCAUUUGAUUUAUUUAUCUUGGGGAAAGGGAAAAAUAUAAUCUGCAAGAUAAUGACCCUAUUGGCUUGUGUACAUCUAUACCCUAAAAUGACUUCCCCACAUUGACAUUUGUGUGCCACCUUUAAUCACUCUGGGGCAAUUCUCACAUCUUGCUGCAUGUACAUGUAUACAGCUACUAUUGAAGUGUAAUUGUGAGAUGGACUCCAGCAAGCAUGUGACUGUGAGAUUAUGUGUGGGAAAAUGUAUUUAACUAUUGUGUGUGUGUAUGUGUGUGUGUGUACACUCACACAUGUGCAGAGAAGGCUCUGAUCUUGAACUAAUCCUGCAGAAGUAUCCUUCCCUUUAUAGAUUGAUUCCAGCAAAGGCAGAAUAAAAUAAACCUCAUAUAAAGAGAAUCCUACUUACUUCUGGUAUAAAACAAGUGAUGUAUUCCCAUGGUGGAGGAACUCCUCAAUAGAUGAAGCUGAAAACUUAAACUCACCACUUUAGGAAAAAAAUUCAUUUCAAUUUGAGACACUGAAUUACAUGUAAAAUUAAUUAGCCCUUACCCUAACAGUUGUUUAAAUUUUAAAUACUCCAUAUUGAGUUUAAUUAAAACAAAGGGUAUAUGCAGUCAAAAGAUAGUUUAAUUCUUUAAGUGAUAAAAUAGGAAGUUUCACCUUGCCUUUGUCUGAGUCCCAUCUACUAAGUCCCUUUACUCACAGUGCGAAACUGAAAUAGUAAACUUGUUACCAGACAUCUUUUUCAGAUUUUCUUAAGCCCAAAGCUGCCUCACAUCCACUAUUCUCUGCAGUUAACCAGUUUUUGGCAGCUGCUCCACUGUUGCAGUUCAGGGAGCAGGGAGCAGUCCUGUUAGAAGUCUGUGAAUCGCAAACUCUAGCUGUUCUCUGAAAUCAUCUCAAAUUUGACAAGCUGUAUCUAGUGUUUCCUUGCCAAACAGAUUCACUACUCCUAUUGAUUCUUCACUAAACUUUGCUAGUGUAAGCAGAGUUCCAAGUCAUCUCCCAGGAUUGUCUCCUGUACACUUCUUUAUCAUUCUGGUGGGUGGAGUUUAGCUGGGGGAAGGACAUUUGCUAUGGGUUAGUUGGAUUGAGCAGUAUGAAAAUUCGCUUUCUUCAUUACAUACUGCUGUUUCUCCUUGUUAAAUGUGCUUUGAUGGUUUUAAUAUUAUUGUGCCAGGGAUGGGGAAAGGGGUGGGGGGUUGUGUGUGGGGAGAGUACUUAUUAUUGUAUUUUCUUCAGUGUCAUUGUUCUUGGUAAUUGAUAAUUCUCUGUCUUAUUUCUCUCAUUCUUUCAAAAUAAAAAAUUUUUGAAAUUUGGAGGAAA